This is a messenger RNA of Aspergillus caelatus, 1212 nucleotides long. RefSeq names its product Zn(II)2Cys6 transcription factor domain-containing protein. Bases 158 to 1111 code for a protein of 317 amino acids. The record is from RefSeq and is a predicted model, not a curated record. The transcript is spliced from 4 exons. Lineage: Eukaryota; Fungi; Ascomycota; Eurotiomycetes; Eurotiales; Aspergillaceae. Gene Ontology annotation, molecular function: zinc ion binding; DNA-binding transcription factor activity, RNA polymerase II-specific. Gene Ontology annotation, biological process: regulation of DNA-templated transcription.
AACAGGAUUACCUGAUUUUAUAUCUCCGAUAACGUUAAAAUGUAUAUAAAUCCUUCCAGGUUCUGCUGUAGAAUGUUGACAUUCAAGCUUUACGAUACAUCAUUCAACGAUUGAGAUCAUUUUGUUGAGCUUGGCUUGAUUCAAAUUUUAUGAUACUAUGGAGACCUCAUUGGUUGACAACCGGCGAACCCUGAUGCAUCGAGUGUGCGACACCUGUCAUGCCCGAAAGGUCAGAUGUGAUCGACAGAACCCUUGCGGAAAUUGUCAGGAUCAGAACACUUUAUGCACACGUCACCGGAGUAUGGCACGUGCUGAGAGAAGGGCCCCUCGACCGACGAAAAGAGCAAGCAGUGCAAAUCGAUCCUUUAAAGCAUCUCCCCCUCAGUCUUGGUCGAAACUAGGCUCAUCUCAUGGUCCUGUCGACCAGUCAACUCAAGUUUUGUUAUCAUGCACUUUGGAUGCCGACAGCUUACUGAUCGAGACACACGAGGCAACUCCAUGCUCAAACGCAAUAGAGGACUGUUCUUAUUCAGGCUCAGUUCUCGAUAUGGUCCCUAGUAUGAGCGGAUCCAAUGUUUCGGAAGAUCAACAAGGGCUCUUCGCGCAGCUUACAGAGCCUAGAGAAACGACAAUACAGGACUGGCUACUCCAGGAGGAUGGCCUGCAGGUCCUUCAUAACUUAUAUCCAUCCUUGAACCAAGAGCUUCAGCGGCCCAACCCGGUGGAUGGUCCUAAUGGUGUGCAGAUCCUUGGGCCAUGUUCAGCACCUGAGCUGCACGAUUGUGGGGGGGCCUUUAUAUCAGACAAUAAUUAUCUGCAAGUACAUAAUUACUUUGCUGACACAACAAGCUCCGGUAUGGAUGAUAUCAUUUUGGAUCAUUUCAAAUCGCUCGCAGCUACUACAGAACUCGAACAGGCCGCUGAGGCACCCCAUAAGCAAGCUGCGGCAAACCAGACUUCCAAUGACCAACUACUUAACUCCGAUCAACAUACCAAGCCUAACUGUUCUUUCAUACCAGACCAGAACCAAAUGAUUACACUUGCUGCGAGUAACAGUUUGCAGGAUAUUCCCGACACAGAUCAUGGCUGUCACUGCUGGAAAGAGCUAUAGUUUCAGGUCCCUGAUAGACAAACCAUUCAUGGCCUUCGUUUGUUUAGUCUUAGCUAAAAAUGAGUACCCUACCGAUGACUUCGUGUCAAGGUCGGAUUUCG